Messenger RNA from Rubroshorea leprosula, 969 nucleotides. The record is from the annotation of a GenBank genome assembly. Lineage: Eukaryota; Viridiplantae; Streptophyta; Magnoliopsida; Malvales; Dipterocarpaceae.
AAAUUAGAAACUCAAUUUCCUCUCGGCAGCUCUUCUUCCUCCAAUGGGAUCUUAGGGGUUCGAGAAUCGAUUAAUCUCAGGAACUCUACUCGUUCAUUGAAAGCCCAACUUCCGGUUUCCCGUUGCAGAAAUCAACCUAUUCUGAUCACAUUUCGGCGAUUUCCAGUCAAUCUAACGUAAUGGCGCUGAGUAAAAAUGUCUUCUGCUGUUGUCAUAUUGAUGGGGUGAUCAUUAUGGGAUCAGAUCGAUCAUUGCAACACAGAGGGAGACGAACUGUUGGUGUCAUGGUGGAUAAUGAAACGACAUUUAACGAGUUAAUUGAUUUAGUCAAUGCUGCUGGAAUGAGUGACUUGCUUCUUUUUAGUGAUCGAUAUGCACAUGUUUAUGUGAGAAGUUCAGCCCCAAUGCAAAUUGGCUUAGACGUUUGUACUAUGAAGCCUAAUGAGGAUCAGCUCAAAGUGUGCCAGGGUUUGGCAAGCAACUCCACUGUUAGUAGCAAUGUUGAUGAGAAUGAUGCUGAUCCACCUACGACCCAUGUAAUCGAGUGUACAGCUUCUACAAAAAGCAGUUUUACUUCUCAAUCAUGGAAGAAUGAAAUUAUUGCUACUGGACAAUCAUUCCAAGAUGCUGUUGCAUUUAGGCAAGCACUUUACAGUUAUAGUGUGGCACACAGGUUUGCAUACACAUUUCGAAGGAACACAAAGUCAUACAUUAGUGUUUACUGUAAAGUAGAAGGCUGUCCCUGGCAUUUAACUGCUUAUUGUGUUGGAGAAACUAAAUCUACGAGGUGGGAACUUUUAUCAGCAGGCAUUCACACUCAGCUGAAGAUGGUAUUUGUGGUCUAUCUCAUGGGAGACUGAUUAGUAGUUUCAGCCUAGAGACGCUUAAGUUGCAAGCAGACAUGACCCCCCAUGAAAUUCGAGCUUGUUUUGGAUGAGCUUGGAAUUACAUUAAAUUACAAUCACGCUU